AUGACUUCUCCCACCAAAAAAGCCGCUCAGCCCCAGCACGCUGCAACCUCUGACCCGUGGAACUCAUCUUCAACCGGCCAUCAACGGUCCGAGUCACGUCCUGGCACUGGCUGGCGUGAGUCCCGCAACCGGAAGCUCAACAGCCAGUUUCGCAGCGGUUCAUCAGGCGGCGAACGUCUCAGUGACACAUAUGGCGCUGGGUCGGAGGACUAUGGUGAGGAGCGCAAGGUGCUUGUCCCAAAGGUAGAAAAAGAGAGAGCGCAGCGGAGCGUGAGGGAUAUGCUUGUCCCGCCGGGCAACAUGCGGGAGAGUUUGGGCUUGAAGGAUGUUAUUCAGGGACGAGGUGAGGAGGCACUCAUGGAAGCAAGACGGAAGGAAGACGAAGCGCGGGAGGCAGCGCUUUCGAAGAAGGGCAUAUUUGACGGAGCUGUCAUCUAUGCCAACGGGAGUACAUUUCCUCUCAUAUCAGAUCUCAAGCUGAAGCAGAUCGUCACCGAGCACGGAGGCCAAGUGUCACUGCACCUGGGAUGUCGGAAAGUCACACACGUUAUCCUUGGGAAGCCAGCCGGAGCACAUGUAGGCGCUGGAGGAGGUCUCGCUGGAGGAAAACUGGAAAAGGAGAUACGCCGAACUGCUGGGUGCGCAGUUAAAUUUGUUGGCGCUGAAUGGAUCUUGGAAAGCCUUAAAGCUGGAAAGAGGCUUCCUGAGGCACGAUUUUUGAAUACCAAGAUAGCGCCCAAGGCACAAGGGAGUGUCUAUAGCCUCUUCUCGAAGCAAUCGAGUGGACAGUCGUCCAAGGAGUGA
Fusarium venenatum is the source of this 804-nucleotide messenger RNA. RefSeq lists its product as uncharacterized. NCBI's taxonomy places the organism in Eukaryota, Fungi, Ascomycota, Sordariomycetes, Hypocreales, Nectriaceae. The record is from RefSeq and is a predicted model, not a curated record. Gene Ontology annotation, cellular component: nucleus. Gene Ontology annotation, molecular function: deoxycytidyl transferase activity; DNA-directed DNA polymerase activity. Gene Ontology annotation, biological process: error-prone translesion synthesis; error-free translesion synthesis.